Molecule: messenger RNA, 1459 nt
Organism: Jatropha curcas
Lineage: Eukaryota; Viridiplantae; Streptophyta; Magnoliopsida; Malpighiales; Euphorbiaceae
Gene: TSO2
Product: Ferritin/ribonucleotide reductase-like family protein
Biological process (GO): deoxyribonucleotide biosynthetic process
Molecular function (GO): oxidoreductase activity
Source: RefSeq, a predicted model, not a curated record
AAACUAAAUUAAAACCCUUUUUCCAAUUAAGCCCUCCCUUCAUUCCAUUUUAUACCAAAACAAAUACUCCUAUUUCUGUAAAAACACAAUCAAUAUAUUCUUAAAUCGCCAAUAAGACCGCGCCAAAUAAUAAGAAAAAGUUAAAAUCGCCAAACUACCCUUUGCCCUAUCCAUUUCAAGUUCAGUUCCCCGCAAGCUUCUCAUAAAAAUUUCAAAUCCCCCGCUAUCAAAAUUCAACAAUUCAAAAAACCCUAUCUUCUCCUAUAAAAUCAUACACAAUCACUCAAUUUCGCAGCAACAGAAACCAAUUUCAUAAAUCUCCAAUCAAAUUCUAAGAAUCCCCCAAUUUCUAAUCCCUAAACAUGCCUGCUAUUCCAGAAGAGCCACUUCUAGCCCCAAACCCAGAUCGAUUCUGCAUGUUCCCAAUCCAAUACCCACAGAUAUGGGAAAUGUACAAGAAAGCCGAGGCCUCCUUUUGGACUGCAGAGGAGGUCGAUCUAUCUCAAGAUCUCCGCCAAUGGGAGGCCCUAACCUCCGAUGAGAAACACUUCAUAUCUCAUGUCCUUGCCUUCUUUGCCGCCUCUGAUGGCAUCGUUCUCGAAAAUCUUGCCGGUCGUUUUAUGAAGGAGGUCCAAGUCUCUGAGGCUCGUGCUUUCUAUGGCUUUCAAAUCGCGAUUGAGAAUAUUCACUCUGAGAUGUAUAGUCUUUUACUGGAGACUUAUAUCAAAGAUUCGACCGAGAAGAAUCGAUUAUUUCACGCGAUCGAGACCGUUCCUUGUGUGGCUAAAAAGGCUGAGUGGGCCUUGAGAUGGAUCGACGGAUCGGAGUCUUUCGCUGAGAGACUUGUCGCUUUUGCAUGCGUGGAGGGGAUAUUUUUCUCUGGAAGUUUUUGCGCCAUAUUUUGGCUAAAAAAGCGCGGGUUGAUGCCGGGAUUAACUUUCUCUAACGAGUUGAUCUCGCGAGACGAGGGUUUGCACUGCGAUUUCGCGUGCUUGCUCUACAGUUUGUUGAAGAAGAAGUUGAAUGAGGAGCGUGUGAAGGGAAUAGUGCGUGAUGCAGUGGAAAUUGAGAGGGAGUUUGUAUGCGACGCGCUUCCUUGCGCUUUGGUAGGGAUGAACCGAGAGCUGAUGAGCCAGUAUAUUGAGUUUGUGGCUGAUAGGUUGUUGGGUGCGCUUGGGUGCGGGAAGAUAUACAAUGUGACUAACCCUUUUGAUUGGAUGGAGCUGAUCUCAUUGCAAGGAAAGACUAAUUUCUUUGAAAAAAGAGUUGGUGAAUAUCAGAAGGCUUCGGUUAUGUCUAGCAUUAAUGGAGAUGGCGGGACCCAUGUCUUCAAGAUGGAUGAAGAUUUUUAAGGGGUUGAGGACUUUUUAGGGGUAAUUAUGUUGUAACAUUAUAAUAUAAGGUUGUUCUGUCUGGUGCUUUAUAUGAUAAAUGCCAAUUUUUUUUCAUUAUUACUCCA